This is a messenger RNA of Aspergillus brunneoviolaceus CBS 621.78, 609 nucleotides long. RefSeq lists its product as uncharacterized. NCBI's taxonomy places the organism in Eukaryota, Fungi, Ascomycota, Eurotiomycetes, Eurotiales, Aspergillaceae. The transcript has a single exon. Gene Ontology annotation, molecular function: DNA-binding transcription activator activity, RNA polymerase II-specific. The record is from RefSeq and is a predicted model, not a curated record. The coding region runs from base 1 to 609 and encodes 202 amino acids. Gene Ontology annotation, biological process: regulation of transcription by RNA polymerase II.
AUGCCCGCUGCGAGACGGAUUGCUUCACCCGGUGGAGAAGACGCGUAUGGCUCCUUCCAUGCCAGGCUCGCUGAAGCCGCAUUUGCAUCACAAGAAUGGUCUAUGCAGGACCCCGAGCUGAUGCAUCACUAUACCCUUCACACGUCCCAAUCCCUUGCCCGGCGACAAGAGAUGCAAGACACAUGGCAGGCCGCGCUACCGCACAUCGCCUACUCGUACGAAGUCCUGAUGCACGGCAUCCUCGCGCUCGCCGCCGUGCACCUCGCCUACCUGAAACCGGAACGCUAUAGUCGGUAUCUGACGAGUUCCCGAUUCCAUAUUGCCCUAGGUGUACGGUCCUUCCGGCGGACGCUUCUCGUCCCGUCUGCGGACAAUUACUGUGCCCUUUUCGGCUUCUCCAGCUUGCUCAUGGUCUACAUUUUUGCCGCACCGGUGGAUUCGGAGAGGGCCGAUCCGCCACCCGGGGCUCUGGACACGAUCCUGGACCUGUUCAAAAUCUGCCGAGGGACGUUGGUUCUCAAACCAUAUUUGCCACUGCUCGCAAAGAGCCCUCUGGGGCCUCUCUUUCGUCACGAGUUCGAUAUUUCCUCGUAUCAGAAUAUAGUGUGA